Messenger RNA from Olea europaea var. sylvestris, 2013 nucleotides. RefSeq lists its product as uncharacterized. The transcript is spliced from 9 exons. Lineage: Eukaryota; Viridiplantae; Streptophyta; Magnoliopsida; Lamiales; Oleaceae. Bases 1 to 2013 code for a protein of 670 amino acids. The record is from RefSeq and is a predicted model, not a curated record.
AUGAGAAUCACACUCGCACAGCCGGUGGAUGAGGAGAGGCCCGGAGGGAGGCUCUUACCAGGUAUUGCAGAGACCGUUCUUCCGUGCUGCUAUUCUAUUGUACAGUUCCGCCAGCUCCACAAUCUAGAUACCAAUCACUUUGUCUUCCUUCAUGGUGCCGGUUUUGGUGCUGAGAAAAACAUCAACCUUCACAAAACCAAAACACCAUUCAAAUCUCUAUAUCAACUUCCAGAAGAUCAUCUGUUUGAAGAUCCGGGAAGGAAACUGCUUGAAGAAAUGGAGUGCUUGGUUAGAAUGCAUGCGUUUCUUAAGUCUCUAGAUGAGCAUGUUUGGGUGAGUGUGCAAAAUGGUUGGAAACCUCCCUCCACUACCGUAUCAGGAACUAUUAAUCUUACUGACAUAUCACUAUGGACUAAAGAUGAGAUAGCUGAGUGUAAUUGGAAUAGCAAGGGGCUUCAUGCCCUAUUUAUGGCCGUGUCUCCCGAAGAGUUUAGGAGAGUGUCAAUUUUCAAUCUAGAACUGGUAGGAUCCUUGCAAACUUAUGAACUUACUGUCACACAACCUAAGAAAGGAAAGUCCAUAGCCUUAAAAUCCAUCAAAGAGGAUGAAUCGUCUGAUACUGAGUCUCUUAGAGAUGAUGAAAUUGCAUACUUUGUCAAGAAAUUCCAAAAAGUUCUCAAGAAUAGGAGAAAGCCUCAGGAUAGAAAAAGUGGAGUCCCUAGCAGAUUCUGGAAAGAAAAAACUGAAAGGUUUAACAAUAAAGGGUCGAGUGAUAAACCACGUUUGGUUAGGUGCCAUGAGUGUCAAGGUAUAUGUCACUAUAGAAAUGAGUGUCCUAGUUAUAAGAAGAAUCAAAGAAAAGGGAAAGGUAAGGUCUUAGUUGUUUCACUUACAGAUAACGAAUCUGAGACCAGUGAUAGGCAGGAAUCAUCUAGUAGUGAAGAUGAAGGGAACUAUAUGGCAUUUAUAUCGACUGUUAAGAGUGAAUCUGAUAAGGAGAAGGACAAGGUUAAGACAUUGGCUAGUGAAUUGGAAAAAUCUAAUGCUCAUCUUCAGACUUUCAUAAGUGGGACUAAGAAAUUGGAUAGUCUUUUGGGAAUGAAUAAGCCAGUGGGAGAUAGGAGAGGUCUAGGAUAUGUUGAGGGUAAUACACAUGUUGCUAGACCAUCUAAGACUGUUUUUGUAUCUGCCUCUAAGAAGUCUAAUGCUGUCAGUAGUUCAAAUAAGGGUAAGAAUGUUCCGAGGGAACAGAGUCAUCAAUCACGUAGGAACAUCAUGCCCAGAUACCCACAGACACGUACCUUUGAUCCUAGGUUCAUUCCCACCUGUCACCACUGUGGAGCUCUAGGACACACUAGGCCUAGAUGUUAUAAGUUAGGCAAUGAGCAUAGAAAUCAGAACAUUCCUAGUCAGGUUAGCUUUCUGUCUAAUCAGGUUAGUCAUUUGACUGAGAUGCUUACUAAGCUAACUAGGAGUACUUUGUCGCCUAAGAAAGUUUGGGCCAAAAAGGGUGAUCUAGCUAGACAUUCAGGUCAAGAACAUUGUUAUAUUGCUCAUGUUGCAUUAAAAGCCCAAAAUUACAAUAUGUGGUACCUAGACAGUGCAUGUUCUAGGCAUAUGUGUGGUAACAAGGCUUUAUUCACUACUCUUGAUGAAUGUCUAAAGUCUAACUUGUUAAGUAUUAGUCAAAUUUGUGAUGCUGAUUUUGAGGUUAGCUUUGUGCAAAAGAGAUGUACUGUGAGAGCGAAAAUUGAUGUGAGUGAACUUUGGCACAAAAGAUUGGGUCAUUUGAACUAUAAGAGUCUAGUACAGCUGGCUAAGAAGGAGUUAGUAGAUGGUUUGCCUAAGAUAGGUUCUAGUGAAAAUAUUGUGUGUGGACCGUGUCAACUAAGUAAACAACUUAAGGGAAGACAUAAAAAGACUUCUAAAAUUCUGACCAAAAGACCCUUGGAAUUGAUACACAUGGAUUUAAUGGGAUCAUCUAGGACUGAGAGUUUAGGAGGUAAGUGGUAA